Messenger RNA from Anneissia japonica, 814 nucleotides. RefSeq names its product X-linked retinitis pigmentosa GTPase regulator-interacting protein 1-like. The record is from RefSeq and is a predicted model, not a curated record. Lineage: Eukaryota; Metazoa; Echinodermata; Crinoidea; Comatulida; Comatulidae. The annotation marks the transcript as partial. The transcript has a single exon.
GGAGUUAGAAAGUCCAAAAGUUAUGGAAAUUUUGAGUGUGUUACUUGGAAUUGAUAUAAAAAUUCCAUUAGAUGACGAUGAUGGUAAAGAAGAACUAUCUGUAGAUGCUGGGGAAGAACAACUCGCUGAUGCUACAGAGACACCACAUGCUAAGGAACCUCCAACUACAGAGGCUACAGGACAACCAGAUGCUGAGGAAGACCAACCUAAAGAUGUUAUGGACAAAUCACACGUUACACCUGUGCAAGUGGAAGAUGAGGGACGAGAAAGUGCAAAUAUUACUGAUAACAGCGAUAGUGAAGAAAAUAAUUUUGAUGAAAUAGAUGAUGAUGUCAGUGAUCACAAUGAGUCAUCAGAAGUUGCUCUUCCUAUACAAACAGAGGAACAUGAAUCAAAGGAAGAUAUGUACAGCAUGUCAUGUUCCUCUCAAUCUUUUCGGAAUACAUCACCUUCACAGCUUCCCUUCCAUGAUUGUAGUCAAGAUGCUCAGGAGAAAGCAAAUGAUGCAAUGGUUUCUGCUGGUCCUAAUGAGAAAAUGGCUCCAGCAUCUGAACCAUCUUCUCUUAGCUCAACUGUCGAAAUACAACCAGAAUGUGACCAGAAGCAAAAGGACACCACGCAAGUAACUCAAACUGUUACUGAGAAGGAUCUGCCAGAGUCUGAUACACUUAGUUCUUCGGAAAAAGAUGGGAGCCAUGCUGUAUAUGAGAAAAAUGCAGAAGAGGCAGAAACAAUGGCUUCUUCAUUGGAUUCGAAGAAACCACCUUCUGAAGAAGAGAACGAGGUUCCAACAGAGGCCAAUCAUAAUGGAUAG